Molecule: messenger RNA, 540 nt
Organism: Wickerhamiella sorbophila
Lineage: Eukaryota; Fungi; Ascomycota; Dipodascomycetes; Dipodascales; Trichomonascaceae
Product: 60S ribosomal protein L6-B
Exons: 1
Coding region: 1-540 (179 amino acids)
Biological process (GO): cytoplasmic translation; ribosomal large subunit assembly
Cellular component (GO): cytosolic large ribosomal subunit; ribosome
Molecular function (GO): structural constituent of ribosome; RNA binding
Source: RefSeq, a predicted model, not a curated record
AUGUCCGUGCAAACUGCUCAGAAGUGGUACCCUGCCCAGCCGGCUCCUACCCCCAAGAAGUCGCGCAAGACGGCUCGUCCCGCCAAGUUGCGUGCUUCUCUUGUUCCCGGUACCGUUCUCAUUGUUCUCGCUGGUCGUUUCCGCGGCAAGCGCGUUGUCUACCUGCGCUCUCUUGAGGACAACACUUUGCUUGUGUCUGGUCCCUUCAAGAUCAACGGUGUUCCCCUUCGCCGCGUUAACGCCCGCUACGUCAUUGCCACCUCUACCCGCGUCUCUGUCGACGGCGUAAAGGGUCUUGACAAGUUCAACGUCGCCUACUUUGCCCGCGACCGCAAGACUGAGAACAAGGUCACCGAGGAGGAGCUCUUCGGUGAUGCCACUCCCGCUAAGAAGGUCGUUGCUGCCGAGCGCAUUGCCGACCAGAAGGCUGUCGACUCCGCUUUGCUCGCCGAGAUCAAGAAGACCCCUCUGCUUAAGGAGUACCUUUCUUCUUCUUUCAGCCUCAAGAAGGGUGACCGCCCUCAUCUGCUCAAGUUCUAA